Contarinia nasturtii (swede midge) is the source of this 1189-nucleotide messenger RNA. Its product is annotated as pyrimidodiazepine synthase-like. Gene Ontology annotation, cellular component: cytoplasm. Lineage: Eukaryota; Metazoa; Arthropoda; Insecta; Diptera; Cecidomyiidae. The coding region runs from base 188 to 1048 and encodes 286 amino acids. The record is from RefSeq and is a predicted model, not a curated record. Gene Ontology annotation, molecular function: glutathione transferase activity; glutathione dehydrogenase (ascorbate) activity. Gene Ontology annotation, biological process: glutathione metabolic process. The transcript is spliced from 4 exons.
GUUCUUGUUUCAAAUUCAAAGACGAACACAGAAGACCCGAACAGUUCGUGUUCGUGGAAAGCCCUAAUUCGUAAAACUUUAGAUUUCAAGAUAAAAUAUAUAAGUUGUACGAAUAUUUUUCAUCAAUUCAGUACCAAAUUUGCACCUACAGAGUUUGGGUCGUUGUGAUCAGUGAAAGAUAAGUACAAUGUUGCGCAUUCUGACAUUAUUAUUUCUAUUACAACUCGGCAGGAGUGCCAUGCCACAAGAAGGAUCUAAACCAAAUGGUGAUAGUAUUUGUGCAAAAAAUACGGCAGUGAAUACGAAUUGUCAUUUUAGAAAAGGGUUGCCGGAGCCAUCGUUUCCAGAUGAUGGUAAAUUGCGUUUGUUUGGCAUGCGUUUUUGUCCAUAUUGCCAUCGUCUACAUCUCGUGUUGACUGCCAAGAACAUAUCAUAUAAUUUUGCUUAUAUCAAUCAUGAUGACAAGCCUGAAUGGUAUUUUAAAUUGAAUCCAAACGGUAAACUUCCGGCUUUGCAAUUGAUCAAUGAACCAAAUCAACCGUUUUUAAUUGAAUCAAUGAGAAUUGCCGAAUAUUUGGAUGAAAAAUAUCCAGAAGUGAAAUUGUAUCCAGAGGAUCCAUUGGAAAAAGCACAAACAAAAUCAUGGAUUGAUCGUUUCAGUACAUUUGAAGAUGUUUACGGUCGUUUGGUCUAUAAGAAAAACGAAGAAGAUGUGCAGGAUUCUUUGUUGAACCAAAUUUACACUGAGAUUGGACAUUUCGAAGCCGAAUUGAAAAAACGUGGAACAAAAUACUUUGGCGGUGCCAAACCGUGUAUUUUUGAUUAUGCGAUUUGGCCACGGUUUGAACGACUCGGUAUUCUUAGUGCGAUCGUCGGAGAAAAAUAUAAUUUUGAUGAAAGAUUCCCGAAAUUGGCGCAAUGGGUUCAGUUGAUGAAAGAAGAUUCGGCUGUUCAAAAGUUCUUUUUAUCGACAGACGUUCAUAAAAAAUACGUUCAAAGUGUCCGAGACGGUCAUCCGAUUUUUAAUUUUUUGGUCGAAGAAUCUUAACGCAAUACCAAAGCAGAAUAGAUUUUUCACUCUCGCAUGAAAUUUGAUUGAAUGUUUAAAUUUAAAUCGCAAGGAAUAUGUAUGUUAAAUUUGCUGUAUGAAAAGGAUAUUUAACAAUAAAAUAGUAUUCAACAAUGAAAA